Molecule: messenger RNA, 3650 nt
Organism: Engraulis encrasicolus (European anchovy)
Lineage: Eukaryota; Metazoa; Chordata; Actinopteri; Clupeiformes; Engraulidae
Exons: 6
Coding region: 15-1676 (553 amino acids)
Source: RefSeq, a predicted model, not a curated record
UUUCUGUUGACCGCAUGAAACGAAGAGCGCCACGCCAACGCGAAGAAAUCGACCUGAAAUCAAUUGAAGAAAAAGCAGCACCUAUUAAUGGGCUCUUAAGCAUGGCUGUGAAGAGGGCUGCAAAGCUGCUGGUUUUUCUUAGUGAAGAUGACAAAAGGAAAAUGUUACUGCCAAAUGGGAUUCCAGAGUCCGUGGACCAGCUUGUUGAUGAUGUGAGGGAAGCUUGUGGAUUAAGGGGAAACUUUAGGAUCCAGUACCAGGACAAAGACUUUGGUGACAUAUUUGUUAAUUUAACAUCUACUACCGAACUUGAGGAUCUGUGUACAAUCAAAGUGAUCCCUUUGCCUGAUGAUACACCUCCUGCACAGACAGCCGUCAAUGUUAGCUGCUGUAGUGAUGAUGCCGUUUCCGGUUCCAUUUCCGGCGAUACUGAUGACACAUUAAUUCUCUCGUCACCCACCUCUGGUCAUUCUUCAAGGGCAGGGCAAUGGCCAAAGGAGUUCCCCAUUCCAAGCUUCUCCUAUGACACUGAAGUCCAAUUAGAGAGAGGAAACGCUGCCUUUAAGGCAAAGGGAACAAGAUUGACUGUCGGUCCGAGGAUGAAGUCAGACAUUUUGGAAAAGUUGUCUGAUCAAAUCUAUAUGUAUAAAGCUUACCCAAACAAUGCAGACGUUUGUGAGGUUUCAGAGGCACUGAUCAAGAAGCAUCCCUGUUUGGCAGAGCCAGGAUCCUGGAAUGGCUGCUAUGGGUGGACACAGAGACUUAAAACCAAGAUGGGAAACCUUCGUACCCACCUGAAGGGACUUGGAUGUCCUGAGCUAGCAGUCAAUUCCCUAAAGACCAAAGCUACAGCUGAUGCCUAUCCAGCAAAAAAUGUGAAGCGACCUAAACGUGGUGAGGCCAACCAUGUGCCGUCCUACCCAGUUGGCGAGACUGCAGAUAAUCUUGAAAUGGAGCGACAGGUACUUCUGAAGGAGGUGAAGAAACGGAACAAUGGGAAGAUCGUACGUGAGAAAAUGGCCAAGACAUUUGCUCUCCGUCGCCAAGAAAUCGUGGAAAAACAGCCCAGGGUGGAAGAACUCCAGGAGCGGUGGCCAGCGAUGUUUCAAGAAGAUGAGAUCAAUGCGGAAUUUCUAAGGAUCACAACUGUACCACUACAAGCACGGUUCUUUGCUGGUUUGGAUAAGAAGAGCAGUCAGCUUCUUCAGGUCCUGAGGAAAAAAGGUGGCGCCAUCGGGGAGAAAAUCAGAGACGUCCUUAAGCCUUUGGAUGAGGGUGUCGACUUGACCAGAAGAAGAGAGUGCAUCCUGAAGUCACUUGUGAUCUACCUGGGUGAAGAAGUUGGGCAUCUGAUCAAAGAGUACCUGGUUGUCCAAAAGGAAGAGGCGGAGGCAGAACUUCAAAAUGCCGCCAUGGCAAUCUUUGUUCUCCGUGAUGACGAUCUUUCCCCUCCACAGGACAUCACCCUUGUUAUUGAUGGUGUUGAAGUACUCAACAACUUGGUCUCCAUUGCAUCGGCUUGUGCCAUGCUUUUUGGCCUGACUUACGCAGUCAACCUGAGUUACCCAUUGGAACUCAAAUAUACAUUUGAAACAUUUCAAAAAAUCAUCAUGGAUAUUGAAAGUAGGCAAAUGUCAAAAAGAGUUCAGAAUCUCUCUGCUAAGCUGCAGGACUGAACUUGUAACCAGUCUGAGAUAACAGGGCCACUGUUCUUUGACAGUCAUUCAGUGAUUGUCAUCAUUUGUUCGUGUGUUUUAAAAUAGAACAUAGGACUGAAAACCUGUGGAGAGAAACAUGUCAUUUCAGUUCAAAUGGCACUUGUUUUAUUGAGGCUGCUGCUGUCACCGUCCAUUACUGGAGGGCAGUGAUUUGUUUAUUAGUGGCGGGCUGUGUGUGCGCGUGCUCUUUUGUCAAAAGUUGUUGAGUACCUCCAUCGAUAACAAAGCCAUGAAAACGUUCAUUGACAGUCAUUCAGUGAUUUGGUUUGUUCCAUUGUUUUAAAAUGACAUGUAGGACUGAAUCUGUGGAGAGAAGCACACUGUCUCAUGGUUACGCCAAAUGACAUUGGCCUUGUUAUUGAUUAAGUACUCAACAACUUGGUCUCCAUUGCAUUGGCUUGUGCCAUACUAUUUGGCCUGACUAAUGCAGUCAACCUGAGUUUACCCAUUGGAAUUCAAAUAUACAGUACUUUUGAGACCUUUUAAAAAAAAAAAAACAUCAUGGAUAUUGAAAGUAGGCAAAUGUCAAGAAGAGUUCAGAGUCUCUGCUAAGCUGCAGGGUGUGUGUGUGUGUGUGUGUGCGCGCGUGCGUGUGUGUGUAACGUGUGUGUGUGUGUGUGCGUGCAUGUGUGUGUGGGAGCGUGUGUGUGUGUGUGAGAGAGUUUGUACUCUGGGCAUUGCCUGGUUGGAGUAACUGGCUAUAAGUAAGCUGCAGGACUGAACUUGUAAGUAGUGUGAGCCUUUCACAUUGCUGCUUGUUGCACAAGCCAAUGCAAUGGAGAACAAGUUAUUGAGUAUAUCCAUCGAUAUCAGGGCCAAUGUUCUUUGACGGUCAUUCAGUGAUUUUGUUCGUGUCCGUUUUACAAUGGAACACUGGAGGACUGAAAACCUGUGGAGAGAAACGCCUUGUCACAUGGUUCGUCUGAGCCUUGGUAUUUAUCACAGAUUGCUUUAUGCUGUUGCAAGACAAAUAUUUGUUUUAAAAUGGAACAUGAACAAAAUCACUGAAUGACAAAACAAAGAAACAUGUUUCAGUUCAAAUGGCACUUGUUUUAUUGAGGCUGCUGCCGUCAGUCUAUUACUGGAGGGCAGUGCACUUAUGCGUGCGUGCAUGUGUCUGCGUGUGCAUGCGUACAUGCUCUUGUGUCAAUGGAGAACAAGUUGAGUACCUCCAUCGAUAAACUAGGCCAUGAACACGUUCAUUGACAAGUCAUUCAGUGAUUUUUGUUCAUUUCUUUGUUUUAAAAUGUAUCAUAGGACUGAACCUGUGGAGAGGAACGCGUCUCAUGGUUAGUUUGAGCUUGGUAUUUAUCACAGAACAAUGCUUUCUCUUGUAACAGCAUUAAGCAAUCUGUCAUUCAGUGAUUUUGUUUAUGUUCCACUUUAAACAAAGAAACAUGUUUCUAAUCUAAUGGCACUUGUUUUAUUGAGGCUGUUGCUGUCGUAGUCGGGAAAGGCAUUUUUGGAAGGCAGUGAUUUGGUGUGUGUGCGUGCGUGCGUGCGUGCGCUGAACAGUGUCCUUGAGUAUUCUGGUGCGUGUGUGUCAGCGUGCGCGCGCUAAACGCACUGCCACUGUCAGAUUUUUAUUUUUUUUCAUACAAUGUCUUUUUAUAUAUUGCCUACUUUUUAUUUUUAUACAUGGCCUACCUCACCAUUUUGAGUGGUUUCUUGUACCGACUAUGACUGUGCCAAUAAAAGAAAUGUGAAGUUGGAAAUUUGUCUCUUCAUUUCUUUAUGUUGGCGUGAAGUAAUUUGAUUACUUGAUUAAAAUGCAGUUUCAUAAGGUUUUUUCAAAGUGAAAAAAUGCUUUGUAUUCUUAGAAGAUAAUACUUUGAAGUUAUACAAGAUUUUGGCUCAAGCCAGGUUGAUGAUUUAAGUUGAUACAAAGCAUAAACUGCAUAUUGCAAGUUGAUAUUAUGAGUUCAAUGUAUU